AGGCUCCUGUUUCUGAUCAGUUUGGCAUUACAGACAAUUCAAUUGGGAAAUAGUCAUCCAAGAGAGAGACACAGGAAUAGAGAAGAAAUUCACAAUGUUACAGCUCAGAAGUUCCAGCAGAAAACAUUCCACUCGCCCUUGGACGAUGUUCGAACAGUGAAUAGUAGCUCAGAUGGCUGGAGGCUGCAGGGUUCACGCAUCCACUCCCAGAGUCACCAGGAAAGUGAGCCCCAGCCCCGGCGCUGUUGCAGGAACGGGGGCACCUGCGUGCUGGGCAGCUUCUGCGUGUGUCCCGCGCACUUCACCGGCCGCUACUGCGAGCACGACCAGAGGCACAGCGGCUGCGGCGCCCUGGAGCACGGAGCCUGGACGUUCGGCGGCUGCCGCCUGUGCCGCUGCGUCUUCGCCGCGCUGCGCUGCCUGCCCCCGCGCGCGCCUGGCCGCUGCGACCUGCACGACUUUCUGGCCUCCCGCGCUGACGGACUGAGCUCGCCUGACUUGCUGAGUUUCC
Sorex araneus (European shrew) is the source of this 511-nucleotide messenger RNA. It is a transcript of the gene CFC1, whose product is annotated as cripto, FRL-1, cryptic family 1. The record is from RefSeq and is a predicted model, not a curated record. The coding region runs from base 173 to 487 and encodes 104 amino acids. The transcript has 5 exons. Lineage: Eukaryota; Metazoa; Chordata; Mammalia; Eulipotyphla; Soricidae.